Messenger RNA from Thunnus maccoyii (southern bluefin tuna), 7033 nucleotides. It is a transcript of the gene gli2a, whose product is annotated as GLI family zinc finger 2a. The transcript is spliced from 14 exons. Gene Ontology annotation, cellular component: nucleus. Lineage: Eukaryota; Metazoa; Chordata; Actinopteri; Scombriformes; Scombridae. Gene Ontology annotation, biological process: regulation of transcription by RNA polymerase II; smoothened signaling pathway. Gene Ontology annotation, molecular function: DNA-binding transcription factor activity, RNA polymerase II-specific; RNA polymerase II cis-regulatory region sequence-specific DNA binding. The record is from RefSeq and is a predicted model, not a curated record. Bases 520 to 5094 code for a protein of 1524 amino acids.
GCAGCCUGAAGAUCUCAACACCACCGCAUGUCUCUGCAACAACUGUCGAGUAAAGCCAAAGCGCUUUUAGUUUCAAACUUCUACUCAAGAUAAAAACAAGGCUUUUCUUUUUUUUUUUUUACGUUUCUUUGCUGUAAAAGCGCGUAAAGCACGCACACCAGAGCGCACCUCUUGGAGAAGAUGGAUUGUAAGAAAAAGUUGGACGCGACUUCUGCUCCGCAUUGAAUCAGCUCUCCGGGACGGAGAGGUUUGGUAAUGUCGUGCAAACUUUACGUGUUUUAAAAAAGAAAAAGAAAAAACUUUUUUUCUAACUCGGUUCAUGGAGUUUCGCGUCAAGUCCGGAGAGGCUCGUUUGCGCGUUUUGCGUUCAAUGGUGGUGCCAGCUCGGUCAUAGUUUACGGGAAUCAGACUCCAGGCAAAGUUUUCCUCGGACAAAAAGACUUGAGUGAGUGGAAGAGCUUCGGUGUCGAAGUGAAAAGAGACGGCGGUGGAGGCUGUGUCAGAGAUUUGAAGAGUGCCAUGGAGACUUCAGCUCCAACAGCCACUGAGAAGAAGGAGUGUAAGGGUUCUGGUCUGGAUGGAAGCAGCUUUUCAGAACUCCCCAAAAAGCCUUCACCCACUACUCUGACCAGAGGUGCUCACCAUCUCUUCCCCACGUUUCACACGCCCAUCCCGAUCGACAUGAGACACCACGAGGGGCGGUACCAUUACGAGCCACACCCACUCCACGCUAUGCACGGACCUCCAGGACUGACGGGCAGUCCAGUCAUCUCAGAUAUUUCCCUGAUCCGUCUAUCGCCCCAUGCGCCGGCCGGGACGGGUGAGUCACCGUUCAGCCCUCCACACCCUUACGUCAGCCCCCACAUGGAGCACUACCUACGUUCAGUGCAUGGCAGCCCCACCCUCUCCAUGAUCUCAGCAGCACGAGGACUGAGUCCUGCUGAAGUGACCCACGAACACUUGAAGGACCGUGCCUUGUUCAGUCUUCCCCCUCCGCCACCGGGGGCCAACCCCACAGAGUACUACCACCUGAUGGCCAGCGCCAGCCAGCGAAGCCCGUACGGUGACCUCCUGAUGCAGAGCAGUGCAGCGGCGGCAGCAGCGGCGGCGGCUGCAGCUCAUCUACCAGAAUACAUCAGCCCCGUGGAUGUAUCACGUUUCUCAAGCCCACGGCUGACGCCCCGACUGAGCAGGAAGAGGGCGCUAUCCAUCUCUCCGCUGUCAGACGCCAGCAUCGACCUGCAGACCAUGAUCCGCACCUCGCCCAACUCCCUGGUCGCCUACAUCAACAACUCCCGCUCCAGCUCGGCCGCCAGCAGCUCCUAUGGGCACCUUUCAGUCGGAGGGAUCAGCCCCUCGUUCAGCUUCCCUCACCCCAUCAACCCGGUGGCGUACCAGCAGCUGUUGUCCCAGCAGAGAGGUCUGAACGCCUUCGGCCACACGCCUCCUCUCAUUCAACCGUCGCCGUCCUCUUUCUCGGCCCGCCAACACCCCCUGACGGCUUCACCUAUGACCACCUCCCACAACAGCUCCAACUCUGAGGCAAACCAGAACGCUGGCGGAGACCCAGCAGUGAGCAGCACAGUCAACCCACUGACCACCAAGAGGUCAAAGGUUAAAACGGAAGCAGAGGGUCCGCUGCCCAUCUCACCGUCCUCUCAGGACCAUGGUGGAGGGAUCUUAGACCUGAGUGAGGAUCUGGAUAAAGACGAGUGUAAACAGGAGCCUGAGGCCAUAUAUGAGACCAACUGCCACUGGGAGGGCUGUACAAAAGAGUACGACACCCAGGACCAACUCGUUCAUCACAUCAACAACGACCACAUCCACGGUGAGAAGAAGGAGUUUGUGUGUCGCUGGGAGGAGUGUUCACGGGAGCAGAAACCCUUCAAGGCCCAGUACAUGCUGGUGGUCCACAUGAGGAGACACACAGGAGAGAAGCCGCAUAAAUGCACAUUUGAGGGCUGCUCGAAAGCUUACUCUCGCCUGGAGAACCUCAAGACCCACCUCAGGUCCCACACUGGGGAGAAGCCUUAUGUGUGUGAACAUGAAGGCUGCAACAAGGCCUUCUCCAACGCCUCAGAUCGGGCCAAACACCAGAACCGCACACACUCUAACGAGAAACCAUAUGUGUGUAAGAUCCCAGGCUGUACCAAGCGCUACACGGACCCCAGCUCUCUCAGGAAGCACGUUAAGACAGUCCACGGACCCGAAGCCCACGUGACCAAGAAACAACGAAGCGAUGCUCCUCCGAGACUGCAGCCACCAAAAGGCAAUGGAGAGAAUGAGGCGAAUUCCAAGCACGGUGCGAGAGGCGUGGACGGCAAGAUUGAAGCCAACAGCACCUCUAGAGGGGUGGAAGACUGCCUACAAGUCAAAUCUAUCAAGACUGAGAACUCUAUGACGUAUCAGUCCAGUCCUGGUGGCCACUCGUCAUGUAGCAGUGAGCCGUCGCCUCUCAGUAGCGCCAACAACAACGACAGUGGGGUAGAGAUGGCCCUGCACAGCGGGGGCAGCUUCGGGGACCUCAGUGCACAGGAUGAGUGCCCCAUGGUUGACUCCACUGUUUCCGCUGGGGGGCAGCAGGCUGGGGUGGGGCUCCAGUUCAGGAAAGCUGUGAGUCACGGUGGUGCAAUCACCAUCAAGCUGGAGAACAUCAAGAAGGAAAGGCUGAAGACAGUGAGAGACUCCUGUCCCUGGGUCAACUCUGCACCGCAGCUACCGCAGGGCCAACGCAACAGCACGAAGCUGCCUCCCAUACCUGCAGUCGGUUCCCUGCUGGAGACCUCCAACAUGAUGAGUAACUUCAGUAGUUCCUACCCUGGCCAACGUGGCGGCGACCUGUCUUCGUGUGAAGUGACACUGCUAAACCAGUUAAAUGAGCGGCGUGACAGCACCACCAGUACCAUGAGCUCAGCAUACACAUUGAGUCGGCGUUCGUCUGGUAUUUCACCCUGCUAUUCCAGCCGUCGCUCCAGUGAGGCAUCCCAGUUUGGUGCUAACCGUCACAACAAUAUCAGUUCGGCUGACUCCUAUGACCCAAUCUCCACUGAUCUGUCUCGACGCUCCAGUGAGGCCAGCCACUGCGGAGGUGCUGGUGGUGGUAGUGGUGGUGGUGGUGGAGGUCUCCCAAGCCUUCUCAGUCUGACACCAGCUCAGCAUUAUCGGCUCAAGGCAAAGUAUGCUGCUGCCAUUGGUGGAGCUCCACCCACUCCUCUCCCCAAUAUGGAUCGAAUGAGCCUGAGGACCCGCAUGGCUCUCUACGGUGACUCCCAGGAAGGCUCAUCACACCUAUUCCAUCAGCCACCAUCUGGAACUGUGCCCCGGAGAUGUAGUGAUAUCGGAUAUGGCAACCACAGCAUGAUGCCCCAUGAGGUACCCACCAACCUUCCACGUCGUGCCAGUGACCCAGUGCAUCGUCCCACCCUAGACCCUCUCUCUUUUCCUAGGGUCCAGCGCUAUAAUAGCAUGAACAGCAUGAACCCCAUGAAUGGUCCAUCAGAACGCCACCAGACACUGGCUAUGCAGGGCUACACUCGCUCUGAUGGUAGCCUGCAACGCUACCCAUUCGCCCCCAGACCACCUAGCAUUUCUGAGAAUGUUGCCAUGGAGAACAUGGCAGUAGAUGGGAUGAUCAUUGGGGGGGAGCAGAGUGGGGAGGAUGAUAUGGUGCUUCCGGAUGACGUGGUGCAGUACCUCAGAUCCCAGAACACUGGCAACUCAGGUCACAACUCGGGGCAAGCUGACUACCAUUUCAACAACCAGUCUCAGGGCUACCAGACAGGCAUGGCCCCACCAGCGUCAUUUUAUGCACAGAGAAGGAUGGCAAUGGCUGAUGCCACCAUGACUCAGUCUGGUCAGGACAUGCAAUCCUGCCAGAUGGGCCCUGGUGGCUCCCAGCAGCCCUUCUCAGUACCAUCAACCAACAUGAACAAGAAUAAUAUGCCAGUGCAGUGGAACGAGGUGAGCUCGGGGACUGUGGACACCACAGCCAAGCUCUCCAAACAACAGCAGCAUCCUCUCAGGGGGAAUCUAGCUGUUGUUCAGCAGAGGCACAACUUUGGUUCCUUCCAGGCACAGGGUCAAGGCCUUGGCAGCAACCAGCAGGUAGGGCCUAUGAGUCAGAAUAUGUCUAUGCAGGGGUACGCAAACCACAACAGCCAGAGGAUGAUGAACAUCUCCCACCAGCAACAUCAGCAACAGAGGCAAUGCAGCAAUGUGAACUUUAAUGAGCAAAUGAGUCCUCAGCAAGGGUUUGGCCAAGAGGCAAUCCCGAAUUCUAUAUCUGGGAGCACUAGUGUGAGACCUACCCGUAACAGUAUGGCAGACCCAGAACUGCAAAGUUACAAAGCAAGGACACAGGCUGAUGGGUAUUCUCAUGCGAACCAAGUGGAUCAGCAACAAAAUUGCAGUGUUCUCUCCCAACAGCAACAGCAGCAGCACAAUAUUCAUAAUGGAGGCAGAGGAAUGUUACAUCCCAGGCCUCCCACAGAGCCCAAGUCUAGUGCCAGACAACACGCAGGGUUAAGCAUAAUACAACCGAGCCGAAUACCCAAGUCAUCUGAUUUGAGUCCCAGCCUUGGUAAUGACACCUCAGAGGCAAGUCCAAAGAGGCCCAGUGGGUCAGAAGCCCACCAUAGCAACUCUGAGAAUCCCAACUCUGCUGUGUUUUACACAGGUCAGAUUCAUUUGUUUGAGCCAGCUUCUGCCAGCUUUGAUGUCCCCAUGUCCCCCUGUGCCAGCCAGGCUCCAGCCAGUAACAACACUGCUGCAGCUAACAUGGCCUCACCAGGAGUCAACCAGGUCUCCAGCAGUACAGUGGAUUCUUCUACUGGUGGAUCUGGUGGCACAGAGCAUGCCCAGAUUGACUUUGACACCAUGCUAGAUGAUGGGGACCACUCCAGCCUAAUGUCAGGCACCCUGAGUCCUGGCCUUCUGCAGAGCCUCUCCCAGAAUUCCUCACGUCUCACCACCCCUCGCAAUUCUGUCACCCUAGCAUCUGUACCGGCAGGGAUCGGCAACAUGGCCAUCGGUGACAUGAACUCAAUGCUCACAGCCUUGGCUGAAGAAAGCAAGUUCCUCAACAUGAUAAGUUGAGAGCAAUCAAACACCUCAUCAUCCAUCCAAUAUUAACCAUUUCUACAUCAGGAAUAUAUGGACUACACAAGAAAGCACUGAUUGAACAAAGCAAAACUGGCUAUUUCAUACUUUUUUCCCUUCAUUGUCCAUAGUAAUAUGCUUAUCUUGUAAUAUUUGUUUCAGAUUAUAAUAUGUUACAUUAUAAGGUUAGUAGUACAGCUAGGGUUAAGGACAAUUUUCUAUCAUCAUUUGUUAAAAAGCCAUACUUUUUAGCUUCAAAUAUAUGAUAGUCCAGGGUAUAUAAAUGCAUCUACAAACAAUUGCCAUUCAGUAUUUCCCUGUGUAAUAGCCCUUUACAAAGUGGUGCACUGAAAGCAGUUCACAUAGUGCCUUGCUGAGGACAUCAAGGUUGAGCAUCUGAGUACAAUAUGAAAACACACUUACCAGGAAAUGGACAUGAUAUGUAGAUAACAGAUAAUAUUUUUUAUUAUGAAGACCAUGUUUAUAGAUUAUACUGUAUGGUACUUGCUUUAAGUUAUGCUAUAGACUUUUGAUAUUUAAACUAGGGCUGUCAAAGGUAACAUAUGAACACCUACUAUUAAUUCAAAAAGAAUAAUGCAUGAAUGUCUCAAUUUGAAUUUCCAAAAUAUGACAUCAUUAACAUUUUUGUUUGUUUGUUUUUGUGUGUGUGUGUGUGUGUUUUGCUUCAUGCUAACCAUGGGAAUUGCAAAAAUAUAUUCUCAUAGGCUAAGCUACACUUCGCUUUACCUUCUAUGUGUACUAUACAAUAUGUGAGAUAAGUGAAGAGACUUGCAACCUGCCUAACCUGGAACUCCCACUGUAAAAAAAUGUUGUAAAAAGGAAUAAGAAAGGUGCAUUUCUUUAUUUGUGACUAGGUUUAAAACUCUAUCACAUGACUGAGAAGGACAGACACAGCAAUGUAUGUACUUUUUUGCAGGCAAAUUAUGACAGAACUACAGUGUCUUAGCUUUUCAUUUCAUAACCAAUGACAUGCUGGUGCUUAAAGCACUGAAGUUAGUGAACCUAGUCCGAGCCCAACAACAAACCAUGUAUGUAAAAAGUGAUCCAUGCCUAUUAUUAAAAAAAACUGUAAAUAUUAACUCCUAUUGCAGUUUAUAUGUGCACUUAAUUCAAAUCUUUUGCAGCAAGAAAUAAGCAGAAAAGUGCUAUUGUGGUACCAUGUCAUGAGUUUCAAUUACACCUAGGUUUUGGAAUAAAGGAUUAUUUGUUAGUCUGAACAAAUUUUGCUUAUGUUUAACAUGGUGGAAGUGUAUGUUUUUUUUAUGGAAUAUGAUGAAAUUCAAAAUGCAAUUAAUCACAUUUAGACAGAAAUUUGACAGCCCUAGUUUAAACAAGUGGUUGUACAACAUUAUGUUCUACAGAUACUAAGUGCUUGUUGAUCAUGGUCUGAGCUCUUGGGGAUGGCACUGUAAAAUCAAAUUUCCUCCUUUGCCCUCUGGAUCAGAGGCUUUAACUCUCCACGGUCUCAUCUCACAAGGGUAAUUGAUUGAAAAGGACAAGGAUAUGCAUCUGUGUUAGUCUAUCAGGGCACAGGGACCCCAGUGUGUGAUGAGGAGCAUUCUCUAAAAGAAUAUACAAGUACCUCUGUGUGUUCUCAGUAGAGAUCCAACCCUAAUUAACACAUUCAUACCACCCUCCCUCUCCCCCCUUCGCUGCACCCCAUACAUCCCCUGGGCUCUGGAUGAACUGCAGAGAGUCCAGGAGGGGACCCGGACUUUGAUAUCUGAAAUCCUGUUUCGGACAGGAUUGGCAAAAUAGCCCUGCAAAUUCCUCAGUUUUAUUAUGUUUGCUGAAUUUCUAAGUAGCCUUUAAAAUGUUUCUGUGUAUGCUACCAUCCACUUUUACUAUGCUCAGUGUGUGUGGGUUUGUGUGAGUGUGUAUAUAGCUUUUGUACAUUUCAAAUAAACUAUCUCCU